Messenger RNA from Ooceraea biroi (clonal raider ant), 5579 nucleotides. It is a transcript of the gene SPG11, whose product is annotated as spatacsin. NCBI's taxonomy places the organism in Eukaryota, Metazoa, Arthropoda, Insecta, Hymenoptera, Formicidae. Gene Ontology annotation, cellular component: axon; synapse; dendrite. The record is from RefSeq and is a predicted model, not a curated record. Gene Ontology annotation, biological process: synaptic vesicle transport; axonogenesis; axo-dendritic transport.
AUGUCUGAGAAGAAAAUUGUUGGGGGUAUUCCCGUCGAUUGUCUAACUGGAGAAUCAGCUGCAAUAUGGUCCGGCUGGCGUACACUGGGAGACAGAGAGCUUGUGAGAGAAGCCUCUGCCAAGGGUACUCAUAUAAAAUUAGCUCAUAAAUGCCUCGCAUAUAGGAGACACUCCUCUAUAGAGCAAGCGUGUAUAUAUUUCAACAAAGAAGUAGAAAUUUGGAUCAACGAGUUAUUAAACAAAAAACAAGUUUACAGAGCUUCACAUAUUUUAAAGAAUAUGGGAAAGGAGCCUCUGGAAUAUAUUUUUAACGUUUCUACAAAAAGCAAAGAUCCAAUCUUAAGGAAUUACUUGUGUGAAUACAUGAUAAAUGCUAAUGGAUUUGAGACUCCGCAUGUUACAGCAUGGAACAUUAUUAAAUCCAUUGCACAGCACGAGGACAAAUAUAAAAUUCAAAACGGUUUAAGUUAUUGUAUAUGUAUAGAUGAUAUAAUAAAACUACCACAGAACAUCAAAGAAGCCCUGUGCACGGAAUUAUAUUUCUCUUUAGAUAAUUUAGAAAUUUUGGGAAAUGUAUCUAACACGAUUUUAUGGGAUUAUUUAUUAUCUACUAAUAAAAUUGACACAUUGAGGCUAUGGAUUGACGCAAGGUAUAAUCGAGAUGUCUUCCAGAAGACGGAUGAGAUUGAACAUCACUUAAAAUCAUUAUUCACAAAUUUAAAUAUCACAUCAGAUAUGAUUGAAUCUAUAGAUUCUUCAAAUGCUAGUCAUCUGGUGAAACACUUAACGAAAAAUCAUUUAUCCAGAUAUGGAAUUUAUGUAAAAGAAGAAAGAAACGAUUCGAAAUUGCUAUUAAAUCGUUCCUUUGGCUGUGGUAAUACAGUAGAAGAACUCAGUAGAAUAUUGUCUCUACCUUCCUGCAACGUUGACGAAACGGACUUUUUGCGAAACAUCGAUCAACAGUUGUGCCUUAAACAUUGCUCGCAGGAAUUUCAGACUCAGGAAGAUAGCUUGAAACUCACGAGAUUAUUAAACGUAUUAACUGACAUGUGUAAUACUCGAGAUCAUCACGAAGAUGCGUUAACACGUGGAAUUGUGGAAUCGAUUGAUUAUAUUUCCGAUGACUUUGAUGUUUAUCUGAAAAAGGACUAUUUGACAAGUUUGACGUUGAUAUUUUUACGAUUGUGGCAAAUGAGGAGCACGUAUAAUGAAGCAAACACUUCAGUGAAGAAGAAAUUAAUAAGAGACAUAUUUACGAGCAAAGUCGAUUUACAAAUUGAUGAUGCUCACGUCAUCUCUCAAGAUGCUCUACAAUCUACACUCACACAUGUACCAACUUUGCAACGCAUCAUUGAAGACCAAAGUGAAACAAAUGAAAUUACGGUAUAUGAAUUAUUAGACGGCUACAGGAAUUUGAAUACAAAACUGCUAUUCAAGUGGCGCUUCAAAAAUGAGCCGUUGCCUAGUUUUACUAGCGAAAGUCUCAUUAAAAAGUACGGGCAUCAGGAGACAUUAACGUACGGCUAUUAUCUGAAAGAAGGCAGGCCAAAUAUGGCUGCGCAUAGCUUAAAACGCGUUCAAGCUAAAUUACUUGGAAAUAUAUCUGCCCAAAGGAAAUCCAAAGCGGCCUUGUACGCACAUGUUCUCGCCUUGAGAAAUUUGGAUAAGCCUGAUAUUGUGUGUAGCUGUAUCGCCUUCAUUGAAUUGCUGGGAAUCGACUCGAACAAUUUACGACUGCACGUUACUGCAGCGGAAUAUGUACAAGAGCAACUAAACAUCUCCAUAGGAAACUUGUUAGAAAACGUGAUGUACAAAAGCCACAAUGAUCUGAAGUGCGUUAUGUCUUAUCUAGAACAGAGUUUCCAGAAACUUUUGCUGGACAAAAACUUGAUAAAUGACGGCACAUGGUUUAUUGAAGCGCUGAAAAUGUGGGACGUCAUCGUGCGGUUUGCACGAGUUCACAAUUGCGCGCUGCCGAGUACACUGUUGAAAUAUUUGGCAGAUCGCGAUUUGUGGUUUGAAUUUGUCGCAGUCAGUCAUAUCUUCGCUUAUCCUACAAAACAGGUACUGGAAAAGGCGAGAUUGUUCAGUAAUGCGAACAUUCGAGAGCACCUGCUAACGUGUCUGAAUAACAGUAAACUCGGCAAAUCUCAACCAAGCAGUGAGCAGAAGCUGAAAUCUCGUGAAGUGAGGCAAUCGUUAUACUACAAAGUAGGAACGAAACAAGAUGAAUCUCCGGUAUCCAGUCCGUUCAAAUUGGAGACUGACGCGAAUGCGACGGAUGCAAUCAGCACAGAGCAUACGUCCAUCUCGACUUCCUCAAAUGAUUUGUGGUUAACUAUACUGAAUUGUCAUCAGAGUCAGGACCCACCAGGAGCAUUGAUCAACGCGUCUCGAUUACAUCUAAGACCCAUAUUAACUAUUUUGGCUACAUGUUACGAGCCGUCUUCAGUAGCAGCAUAUUGCUGUUGUUGGAUGGCAAUAUCGACUGGCAGGGAAGACAUACUUCUCGAUUAUGCGGAAUGUUUGGAACAACAAGUGUGGCCUUCCGACAAGACAUCAGAGUUGCUGAAUCAAAUGCUUCAAGAGGGCUACAUCAACACCAUUAACUGGGCUUAUAGAAUUUUCAUGCCUGAUAGUAUCCUGAAUCCGUUCUUCGAGUUUCUGACGCAAGCAAUCAGUUAUGGCGAGUUCAAAGCGAGUCAACAGCAUUUAGUAGAGUUCAAGUCACAAUGUUCAUCGCUUAAGUACAACAAAAUUGUGGACUGGGAUAGCGUCAACUUUACAUAUUUGAAGAAUUUGUAUUGGGUUGCACUCGUUGCAACUCGGUGCAUCAUCACGGCACUUGGCUAUGGUUUUCAAAGCACACCGUUACGAAUAAAGUUUCUUGAGGCAUUAAUCAAAUGUAAUUUUUCUGCAGAUUUACCGAUUUCAGUACCGAAUUUUCAACGUUUGUUGGAUAUUACGAAAAUUCUGCAGAAAACCGACGUAAUAUUAAACUUCAGAAGCGUAACUGUAAUUGACGAUAUACACAAUUUUGACGAAGAGAUUCAAAGAUGCAUCAACGAACUAGUGGCAAUCGAGAAUUACAAUGCUGCCUUGGAAUUAGCAUGCCGUGCUGAAUUAAACGCAUCAGAAAUCAUAUUAGCGCAAUCUCGAAAUACUUUCAUACAAUCCAUCAAUGGAGAUGGCCAAGUAAAUUCUGCUUUUUGGAUGCAAUGUGCUCAAGAUUUCGAUAAGUACAACGUUUCCCCUCGAAUAGCAGUUGAAUUCUUCGUUGAACAUGCUGAGAAAGUUAAAUCGGACAAAGAAAGGUACGAAAUCUUGAAACUGGCUUACGAAACCUUGAAGAAUACCGAAAUCGAACAACAAACUAUUGACACUUUGGAAAUGGCAAUGUGGAAGUCGUGUAUUUUAGCCGGACCCGAAAAUAUAGAGUUCGAUUGUAAUGAUGGCAUUUUUAAUAAGUUAAAAACAGAGCUGCUAUCUGGUUUGGAUAACUUACAAGUCACGUGCUCCUUAGUAGACGAAAAUGAAGAGAACUCUGCCGAAGUUUUGUUGAAUCGGCUGAUUGAUCUAGGCAAAUUGGAUACUGCCUUACGAAUAAGCAAAAUUUUCAAUUGCAAUCACAAAGACUUGCAAAUAUUGAUGCUAUGUUUGAGCCUAACAGAGGGUGAAAUUUCACCAGCAGAAUUAACCGCGCAGCAAAGGAAUCUCCUAGAAGGGACAAAUAAGAGCAAACAGCAAAAGUACAGCACUUUGCGUAAUCGCGGUCUGCAAGGAUUAUCUUCAUCCCUAAGUACAAUUCCGACAACGGGAGAAUCCAGCAAAACGCUUGAUGCGAAAAUCGCUAGCAAUUACCAGUUGCAAAUGGAGUGCAUUUCGAUCUUAGAAAGAUUGUCAGAAACCCUCAAACAUGGAAAUGAAAUAUGCCUGAGAAUUGUUCUUUGUUAUAAACUCGCUGUACGCUUAGGAAAGACGUACGAGUCGUUGCUUAUGCUGAACGAUUCAAUCAAGUUUUUGCAGGAGGUUGUAGAAAGUAACGUCGAGAGCAAAUUUGACAUUGCUAAUGAUAUAAUAGUAUCGUAUAGAAUUACGACGGAAAGCGUGGCAACUUUUCUGACUGAAAAUAUUACAACGUACAUAAGUCGUGCCAUAGAAGAUGGACAGGAAGAUCUGAUUUUUAUGUGGGGUUACUCUAUGAAUGCGCACUUUCACCUAAUAAUGGAGCUCUGUAGCGACGUUUCAUUAUUAGGCUUGAAAUUAUUGAAGGUAGCACAAUCAUUGCUGGGAAGAUACAUUAGCACUCACGAUGAGAAGAAAAAUGUAUCAACAUUAAAAACAAUAGUGGAAUUAUUAAUAAGAUCCCAUGAUUGUUUUACGGCUUCCUGUAACAUGGAAGGAAUAGCCUCAGUAUUACGAAAGUGUCAAAAUCUGGCGAAUACGCUACAAAUCUUGAAGCACUGGGCUUUAUUGGUACGACUUGUAACCGGCGUCGGUCGAUUUACCGAGAUGAAUUACAUAUUCCAAAUUUUGAAAGAAAAUGAUCAAUUCGAGUUUCUACUGGGACAGGGCUUAGAUAAGGUACCGGGUCUGAAAAUGGCAUUGCUAGAAUUCUUGAAGCGGCAGUGUCCGGAAAAUAAAGAACUAUUUACUCUAGUAGCCCUUCACUUUCGUUUGUACUACGAAAUCGCGCUCAUGUGGGAGAACGAGGCGAAAGAAGUGAUUGCAAAAUUGAUAUCCGCCGUAUUGAAAGAGUGUGGCAAAGGCGUGACUGGUCUCCCAGUGGAAAUAAAAUUAACGCGAAAUGACAGCGUCCACAAACAGUUGCAAUUGGCAGUGACCAACUUCACUCACGCCACUCAAUAUUAUUUGCAGGAUAAUAAAUUAAAUCUCGCCAGCCGGUGCUCGCAUCAGGCACAACUUGUCGCCCUCCAGAUUGCGUUGCUGAAUGCGAUACCGCAAGAUCAGCAAGCGGUAUGUGUACUGAAUCUGAAGAGCGACGAGAUAGACAGAACGCUGUUGCUGAUAUUAAACUUUCCUCAAGCUUUAAUUGUCACGCGUGCUUACAAUUAUCAUGCCGACUGGGCUAAUCUUAUUUAUCACCACUGUAUUCUGAAAGGGGAGACGAGAUACCUCAAAGAAUUCAUGACAGUAAAUAGUCUGACACCUACGAUUGUACAAGAUUGCGCGCGUAGAUACAGAUUAGAAAAGAGUAUCAACCAUUCCAUGACCGACAAUAUGAGAACUCUAGUAUCUCAGUUAUCAGACGUCGAAUGUAAAUACAUGCUGGCUAGUCAACUUGGCUUUAAAGACAUUGUGGAGGAAAUGCUCAAUGAUCCUAUACUGGGUUCCUACUUGAAAGAUACGAUUUGGAAGAAGGGAUAUACCGCCUCAUGAUGUAACACAUUACUCGGUGGUGCUCGGCAUAAUCGUCAUCGGAUAAAGAAGACUAUAGACACUGACACCGCAGCAUAUUGUUACACAUACUCUUACUGUUAUCGCAAGCAAUAUAAAAUUGUAAUACUUUUGUCAAUGUAUUAUUAUUUAUAUUAUUAUCAAUACACAGUAUUUUUAUA